AAUACCGAAAAGGAUAUUUGGCGUCAACCCAAUUGCCAUCUCUUCUGUGGGAGAGAGAGAGCAGGGAGAGGCCAACGUCUUCGGUUCUUCUUCUUCCUCUUUUGAAGAGCUUCUUUUAAGAGCUUCUUUUAACUCCUCACUUUUGGUUUUCCUUCUUAAAGACCCCAAAAGGAAAAGAAAGGCCGGAGAAGAAGGGGCUGUUUUGGAGUUGCACCUGAGAUGCAGUGGUGAGAAAAUUUUGUCAGGCGGAAGCAUGGCAGAUGUUUCGGUUGGGGCGCUCGUCCCCUCCGUGACCAACAAUGGGCAGGGGAGGAUGGGGUUCUCUGAGAAGGAUAGCGCCACCGAGAGCAGCGGUGGUGCCGGCAAUUUCAGUGGCAGCAACGAAAACAACAACGUGGGGAGUGAUGGUAACUUGGCCCGCGGGAUUGGGGUGGAGCUGGACAAGGACUUCCUAUGCCCGAUUUGCAUGCAGAUCAUCAAGGACGCCUUCCUGACUUCCUGUGGCCACACCUUCUGCUACAUGUGUAUCGUCACCCACCUCAACAACAAGAACGACUGCCCCUGUUGCGCCCACUACCUCACAAACAACCACCUCUUCCCCAAUUUCCUCCUGAACAAGCUUCUGAAGAAGGCAUCUGCCCGUCAGAUAGCCAAAAAAGCUUCACCAGUGGAGCACCUGCGACUAGCGCUGCAACAGGGGGCUGAUAUAUCCAUGAAAGAGCUUGAUGAUCUCUUAUCACUUCUUGUGGAUAAGAAGAGAAAGAUGGAGCAAGAAGAAGCUGAAACAAAUAUGCAAAUAUUACUUGAUUUUCUACACUGCCUUAGGAAGCAAAAGCUUCAGGAGUUGAAUGAGGUCCAAACUGAUCUUGAAUACAUUAAAGAAGAUAUGAAUGCAGUCGAACGCCAUCGGAUGGAGUUAUACCGGGCCAGGGAAAGGUACUCAGUCAAGUUGAGGAUGCUUGACGAUCCUAUGUCUAGAACAAAUUGGCCAUCUUCAGUAAAUAAACAUGGAAGUAUUGCUACAUCCAAUGCACAAAGUUGUCAAGAUGGGUCAGGCUCAGCAAGUUUUCACACCAAGAAAGUUGAUCCUAAGCUCCAAGGAAUUUCUCAGGUACUCCAGAAGAGGUCUUCACUUAAUGGAUCAGACUCCCAAAAUGUUGGUGGUCAAUCGGGACUUGCAGUUGCCAGGAGACGAAGAGUUAAUGCGCAGUUUGAUGACUUGCAAGAGUGUUACCUUCAAAAACGACGUAAAAUGAGUAAUCCAACUAUUAAACAAGGAGAGAGGGAUUUUAAUGCUAUAAGUAGAGAAGGAUACCAUGCAGGUCUUGAAGAUUUCCAGUCUGUACUUACAACCUUUACUCGAUACAGCCGCUUGCGGGUCCUUGCAGAGCUUAGGCAUGGAGAUCUGUUUCAUUCUGCAAAUAUUGUUUCAAGCAUUGAAUUUGAUAGAGAUGAUGAGUUCUUUGCUACUGCUGGAGUUUCUAGACGUAUCAAAGUUUUUGAGUUUUCGACUGUUGUAAAUGAGCCUUCUGAUGUCCACUGUCCUGUGGUGGAGAUGUCCACCAGAUUCAAGCUUAGUUGUCUGAGUUGGAACAAAUACAUUAAAAACCAGAUUGCAAGUAGUGACUAUGAUGGCAUUGUAACUGUCUGGGAUGUAAAUACCCGCCAGAGCAUCAUGGAAUAUGAGGAGCAUGAGAAGAGAGCAUGGAGUGUUGAUUUUUCACGGACGGAGCCCUCAAUGCUUGUAUCUGGUAGUGAUGACUGUAAGGUUAAGGUCUGGUGCACCAAGCAAGAAGCAAGUGUGCUGAACAUUGAUAUGAAAGCGAACAUAUGCUGUGUCAAAUAUAAUCCAGGAUCAAGCAGAUAUAUAGCAGUUGGUUCUGCUGACCAUCACAUUCAUUAUUAUGACUUGAGAAAUAUUAGUGCUCCAUUACAUGUUUUCAGUGGACACAGAAAGGCAGUUUCAUAUGUGAAGUUUUUAUCCAAUGAUGAGCUGGCAUCAGCAUCAACAGACAGCACACUGCGAUUGUGGGAUGUGAAGGAAAACUUUCUUAUGCGAGUAUUUAAAGGUCAUACCAAUGAAAAGAACUUUGUAGGUCUCACUGUGAAUAGUGAAUAUAUUGCAUGUGGCAGCGAAACUAAUGAAGUGUUCGUCUACCACAAGGCAAUUUCCAAACCUGCAGCAUGGCAUAGAUUUGGAUCUCCUGAUGUGGAUGAUGCUGAUGAUGAUGCAGCAUCAUAUUUUAUUAGUGCUGUUUGUUGGAAGAGUGAUAGUCCAACAAUGCUGACAGCCAAUAGCCAAGGCACAAUCAAAGUUCUUGUUUUGGCACCUUGAAAAGAAAAUAUAUGUUGUAUAUGCAUUAUGUAAUAUAGUUCUCUUCCUAAUGGGCAUAGUAUCUUAAUCAUCAGUAGUAUUUUUCGAUGUCAGAAGUGAUGAUGUUGCUGUUUAUAUUCGUUACGGUACAUGGUGCUACUGUGUACCUCUUGCUCUUGAUGCCUGGGAGACAAUCUCAGACAGAUGGAUAUUCCUCGAACGUCACCCUCUUCCGGAAUAGAAGCAAGAGAACAAACUGCUAGGUGGAUGUGUCGGGUCUGCUGUACUAGUUCUAUUCAUAGUUCUCCAUAGCUUCUCAGCUUGCUGAUUUUGAUGCUAUGGAUGGUUUUCAACUUGGUAUCUGAUUUCUGAAUUGAAGGCUGUAGCAACAAGUUGCACAUCAUGCCGCCCAUUUCUUUAGCUGAUGAAAAAGGAUAUGGUUUUUGAAUUACCACAAAUCACCGUAGUAAAUUCAUCGUAAA
This is a messenger RNA of Nymphaea colorata (pocket water lily), 2796 nucleotides long. RefSeq names its product E3 ubiquitin-protein ligase COP1. Bases 254 to 2335 code for a protein of 693 amino acids. The record is from RefSeq and is a predicted model, not a curated record. The transcript is spliced from 13 exons. NCBI's taxonomy places the organism in Eukaryota, Viridiplantae, Streptophyta, Magnoliopsida, Nymphaeales, Nymphaeaceae. Gene Ontology annotation, molecular function: protein binding; ubiquitin protein ligase activity. Gene Ontology annotation, biological process: proteasome-mediated ubiquitin-dependent protein catabolic process.